AUGGAGAAGUUCGUGUGGAGAAACCUAGUGACUCGGUUCGGGCUGCCCAAGGCCAUUAUUACGGAUAACGGACCUCAGUUCGCUGGCAGGAGGUUCAGGGAGUUCUGCGCAAGUCAUGACAUCCAACUAAGGUUCAGCUCGGUGGCACACCCUCAGACAAACGGACUGGCAGAGGUGACCAAUCGAUCCAUCUUGGACGGACUCAAAAGAAGGGUGUCCGCGGCCCGAUCAGCCUGGACCGACGAACUCCUUAGCGUCCUAUGGUCAUUACACACCACUCCCAAGACAGCAACUGGAGAGUCCCCGUACAGCCUGACGUUCGGAACCGAAGCUGUCCUUCCACCCGAGAUGACUAUCUCCACCCUCCGGACGAGGAGCUUCGUCGAGAAAGUUUCAAACGAGGGACUUCGCGCCAACCUCGACAUGCUCGAGAAACGACGUGCGAACGCGCACCUGAAGACCCUCUCUUACUAG
Messenger RNA from Musa acuminata subsp. malaccensis (wild Malaysian banana), 474 nucleotides. Lineage: Eukaryota; Viridiplantae; Streptophyta; Magnoliopsida; Zingiberales; Musaceae. The record is from RefSeq and is a predicted model, not a curated record.